AUGUCCACCGCACCUCUCGACAAGAAGACCAUCCUCGAUGUUGACCCUUACCUCAAGGACAACACCGAGCAUCUCAUCUAUCGUCACAGUCUCUUCGGGAAGUGGAAGGAGACCAUAGACGACGCCGAAGGCGGCUACGACCAGUUCACCAAGGGCUACCUCAAGUUCGGCUUCAACGCUCAGCCCGAUGGUUCCGUUGUUUAUCGCGAAUGGGCCCCGAAUGCAAAGGAGGUCGUUCUCAUCGGUGACUUUAACAACUGGAACAGGAUCUCUCAUUCCAUGACAAGGAACCAGUAUGGCGUUUGGGAGAUCACCAUUCCUUCGAAGAACGGUGAGUGCGCCAUUCCCCACGACUCGAAAAUCAAGAUCUCUAUGAUCCUCACCUCUGGUGAACGAAUCGAACGCAUCCCUGCAUGGAUCAAGCGCGUCACUCAAGACCUCUCCGUCUCCCCGGUGUACGAAGCUCGGUUCUGGAACCCCCCCGCAGAACAAGUAUAUCAGUUCAAGAACCAGCGUCCCCCGCCUCCGAAGAGUGCACGUAUAUACGAAGCCCAUGUCGGCAUCUCCACCUCUGAGGAACGCGUCGGGACCUACAAAGAGUUCACGGCCAACGUUCUUCCUCGCAUCAGGGACCUAGGUUAUAACAUCAUCCAGCUCAUGGCCGUCAUGGAGCACGCAUACUACGCUUCAUUCGGAUACCAGGUCACUAACUUCUUCGCCGCAAGCUCUCGCUAUGGGACUCCUGAAGAGUUGAAGGAGCUCAUCGAUACUGCUCACGGCAUGGGAAUUACAGUGCUCCUUGACAUGGUUCAUUCCCAUGCGUGCAAGAAUGUCCUCGACGGCCUCAACCUCUUCGACGGCACCGAUCAUCUCUACUUCCACGAGGGUCCCCGCGGUCGCCAUGAACUCUGGGAUAGUCGCUUGUUCAACUAUGGCCAUCAUGAAGUUCUGAGGUUCCUCCUUUCCAAUCUUCGAUUCUGGAUGGACAAGUACCAGUUUGACGGUUUCCGCUUCGACGGUGUCACGAGCAUGAUGUACCACCACCAUGGUAUCGGCGCCGGUUUCUCUGGCGGCUACCACGAGUACUUCGGAGACUCAGCGGACCUGGAAGCGAUAGUUUACCUGAUGCUGGCAAACGAUAUGCUCCACACCUUGUACCCCGGAGUGAUAACCAUCGCCGAGGAUGUGUCUGGCAUGCCUCUCCUUUGCGCGCCAGUCUCUAAGGGAGGUGUCGGUUUCGAUUACCGGUUGUCCAUGGCCAUCCCGGACAUGUGGAUCAAGCUGCUGAAGCACAAGAGUGACGAUCAAUGGGACAUAGGCACUAUCUGUCACACGCUCACCAACCGCCGCUACGGGGAGAAGAGCAUUGCGUAUGCCGAAAGCCAUGAUCAAGCUCUCGUUGGCGACAAGACCCUCGCUUUUUGGUUGAUGGACAAGGAGAUGUACACCAACAUGUCUGAUAUCACAGAGUACACCCCUGUUAUCGCUCGAGGUAUCGCCUUGCACAAGAUGAUCCGGCUUCUCGUUCACUCGUUGGGUGGUGAAGGAUACCUGAACUUCGAGGGGAACGAGUUCGGCCACCCUGAGUGGCUGGACUUCCCCCGAGAGGGCAACCAGAACUCCUUCAAAUACGCUCGUAGACAAUGGAAUAUCGUCGACGACCCCCUCCUGAGGUACAGGUAUCUCAACGAUUGGGACAAGGCGGUGAACCAUAGCGAAGAGCAGUAUGGUUGGCUGCGGGCGGAGCCAGCAUACGUCUCGUUGAAACACGAAGUCGACAAGGUGAUCGUCUACGAGCGCGCCGGUCUGCUCUUCGUAUUCAACUUUCACCCGACCGAGUCGUUCACCGACUACCGCGUUGGGGUCGACGUUCCCGGGGAGUACACGACCAUCCUCUCGAGCGACGAGAAGCGCUUCGGCGGCUUUGAGAACGCCUUGCCCGGCGGGUCCUUCCUCACGACGGACCUGGAGUGGAAUGGGCGGAAGAACUUUGCUCAGGUGUACAUCCCGUCGCGUACUUGCAUCGUGCUCGCGUUGAAGACAGCUUAG
Epithele typhae is the source of this 2049-nucleotide messenger RNA. Its product is annotated as glycoside hydrolase. The transcript has 8 exons. The record is from RefSeq and is a predicted model, not a curated record. Gene Ontology annotation, molecular function: 1,4-alpha-glucan branching enzyme activity; hydrolase activity, hydrolyzing O-glycosyl compounds; cation binding. Gene Ontology annotation, biological process: glycogen biosynthetic process. NCBI's taxonomy places the organism in Eukaryota, Fungi, Basidiomycota, Agaricomycetes, Polyporales, Epitheliaceae. Gene Ontology annotation, cellular component: cytoplasm. Bases 1 to 2049 code for a protein of 682 amino acids.